Molecule: messenger RNA, 1504 nt
Organism: Lolium perenne
Lineage: Eukaryota; Viridiplantae; Streptophyta; Magnoliopsida; Poales; Poaceae
Source: RefSeq, a predicted model, not a curated record
UUGGUUCGACCCAAUAGGUGGACAGAGAAGUGAUAAGUCCAUUGGGUUAGUUGAAGUUAAGCCUUCAACCACCUAUAGCGGAGCCGAUGUCUUUGUUGUGGCUCACCAAGCCAAGCAAGUUUAUUAUUUGCCCUACCCAUGCCAGAAAGCGGAACUCAAGGGUUGGGAAGUCGUCUUCCAGGUAUCGCCACAUGGUAACCUACCGAUUCCCUCUGAGGAUGAUUACAACAACAUUGACCCCGUGACAUACGAGGGGAUUUUCUAUCAAGAGGAACAGGACUUCGGGGAAUAUAUUUUAGAACCGUUUGUUCAAGAGGACCUCGGGAACGAUGCAGAAACUCGUGGUGAGUCAGUGGUGGAUCUAAAGGACAUAUCUAUGCUGGAGAAGUUACUUGAGGCGAAUGACAAUUAUGAUGAGCCUCCACCCGUCGACCCUUCAACUUUGUACUCACAAGAUAGUGAUAGUGAUAGUGAUCCAGAGAAAGAGAAAGAGAAAGAGACGGAGUAUGAGAGUGAGCGUGAGAGCGAUGAUGGCUGGUGAGGGUCUUUUAUUUUUAGUAUUUAUUUGUCAACAUGCUUCUUAAUUGCAUUGUGCAUUUUAUUCUUAGUAUUUAUUUGUCAACAUGCUUCUUAAUUGCAUUGUGCCUUUUAUUCUUAGUAUCUACAUUUUAUUAUGUCAACCUGCUUCUUAAUUGCAUUGUGCCUUUUAUUCUUAGUAUCUUCAUAUAAUAUGUCUUUGUGCUUAACUGUUUUAUUCUUCUCAAUGCAGGUGACUGAACAAUAUGAGCAGCGGCAAGGCAGACUCCGAGAGCUUGCUUAAGACGCUCUCGCAGGUGAAGAGGAAUAUUCCUAGACCACCCACUAGACGGAGUGAUCGAGCCCCGGUGCGCAAUCCGCGUUACGACGAUGGUACCGAUGGAGGACGAGGACGAGGAGGACGAGGAGGACGAGGUGGAGGACGAGGAGGACGAGGAGGACGAGGUGGAGGACGAGGUGGCGCCGGGGUACACAUGGACUUUACCGAGCCACCCUCCGCUUCUGGCGACGUGGCUCCUGAGUUGUUCCUAGAGGGUCCGUCUAGUGGGGAGGUGGAGAUGGAGGCAGAGUCUACACACGAGUCGGACUCUAGGGCUGAGUUGGAGGUGAUGGAGGAUGGGGGUGCGCCGAAGCCCUUGAAGCUUCGUGGAGAAGCUAGAGUCCCCGAUGCGAGGAAGGAGCCGAAGACCCAUGAUGACAAGGCCCUUAUCAUUCCUUCGAGCGAUGACAACUGGACAUGGGAUGCCAAGCCCCCCCGCAUGCCUAACAGCUUGCUUGGGGCUCUGAUUAAGAAGUUCUGGCCCGGCAGAUACACUCCCCUUAGCACGGUCCCCGGUGGCGCGACGAAGCUAGCCACUACUUGGGCGGACUAUGAGGAUGCCCCUGCCGUAGGCUUCGCGACAGCUGCUGAGGCUGUGACCACCAAGUUCUGGGUAAGGCAUAUAUUUCUCGAGCACCGUUCAUAGUU